Messenger RNA from Podarcis lilfordi (Lilford's wall lizard), 23074 nucleotides. The record is from the annotation of a GenBank genome assembly. Lineage: Eukaryota; Metazoa; Chordata; Lepidosauria; Squamata; Lacertidae.
AUGGCAAGUCGCCUCUUGAUGCUGCUGGCCCGCUGUAGCCCCCCAGUCAGGACGAGGGAGGGAGCAAGGCAGGGUCCGCGCGGCAAGGCUUCUGGUGCUCGACGUAAGCUCGCUGGACCGGCGGUACUCUCAUGAAACGUCGAGGUCCGGGGUGGGGUGGGAGACACAGCGGGAGAGCCGUUUCCAGAGCAGUGUGGGGCAACCCAAGUCCUCCCAAGGCUGGCCGUAGUUGCGAUCGCGGUGAAGGCGCCGCUGAGCAUGGGCAGAGCGCUUUGCCUUCCUCCUAAGCACCGCCAAGCAGCUGGCAUGGCGUCGAGGGUCUGCUUGAGCUUCGUUGAGAGCGCGGCAGGCAGGCGGUGCAGUCGCUGGCCUCUCCGAAACGGAGACUGGCGGUCUCGGGGCUGCGUCCAGAAACACGCUCUGACAUCAGUGCAGGUGGCGGAGAGACCACCCCCCAGCUCGCCCCUGCUCGCUCGCUCUCCCUCCCUCCGUCUGUCUGCCAGCGCCGCCUCCCCGGCUCCGCGCAGCUCGCCCCCCCCGCAUCCCUCCCUCUUUCUCAGCCGAGCCCAGCCAUGCCCGAGCCCGUGGCACGCCCAGCCCCAGCCAGCCACGAGGGGACGCGGGCUUGAUCGCAGCAGCGCCCGAAGGAAAGGAGCCACCCUAACCCAGCCUGCCAUCCUCGCGCGCCGCCCUCGCCCUGCGACCGCCGCCUUCGUCGUCGCAGCGGCCCCCCUGCAGCCCAGUCUCGUCUCGCCCCGCCAGACGCCCGAGAGCCGCCUUCGCCCUCGCGCCGCCUGCCCGGUAAGCGGGGCCCCCGACGGGAAGGUAGCCACGUAGCGCAGGCUUUUGGCCCCCGCUCCAGGAGACACCGGCCCGGCCGACGGCUGCCUGAUGGGCUCCGUCGUCGCGAGCGUCGAAGACCCUCCCCGCCCAGCUCAGCCGGGCUGCUUCCAGGCGCCGCGGGAGACGUGACCGGGGAGCAAAUGCCUCCCCCGGUGCCCCGCCCGAAUUGUCCUCCCCUCGCACUCGACGGGUCUCUGCCCCGAGGAGCCGGGCGGGUCCCGCUCGAGCCUUCUGGCCGUCGGCAGCCCUUCCAAAUGCACACCAGCUCCCUCCCGUUCCUGGGCAUAGCACCCCCGGGGCCUUCCCACUCACGGACACCCCCCCACCCCCAGUCCGCCCAGGCCAAAACUGUCCUGAGUGAACAAGCAUCCGAUCCGAGGCGGCAUGUGCCCCUAAAUAUGUUGCCCCCUUGUCACCCCUUGGGAUUCUGGGGACCAAAUCUGUAAAAUAAAUAAAAGAGACAGAGAGAGGGAAUAACCAGGAGCGAGCCUCUGAGCAUCCGCAGAGUGUCUCCCUCCAGACCAGCAUUAACUGCAGUCCAACACUUUGGGCGCGGGAGAGAGACGGGCCAAGAGGGCGGCUUCUUGGGCAAGACUCUGCUCUGGCGCCCGGGCAUCGCUCACACCCACCCUGCGCCCUCCUGCUGCGUGGUGGGGCUUGCGAUGCCAGCUUUGGGUGCUCAGCGGGAGUUCCCGGGAGCUCAGUGUCAUCGUCACCCUACCUUUGCCAGGCGCUCCCUCCCGCCUCCCCAGCUGCAUCUCCCUCUCCUCCCCCCCCCUUCAACGCCCCACUUGUUGGCACCGCUGUGGCUCUUCUUGCACAUGCCCCGCAGUCUGUCUGUCUUGCAAAUCCGUCCAUUGCGCGGCUGUGAUUGGCCUUGCUGUUGCCGUGCCAACCACCUGCUAGCACGGCUCUUCUUUCCGUGGGUUGCCUAGUUACCAGUUAUCUCCCCACAUAAGUCUGGGAGGAUAUUUUGCCUUGACUAGUCUCUUCCCCGCCCCCCGCCCGGGCCAACCUCUACAUUCUCCCCGCUCCCUCCCUGCUCGUGGAUGGAAUCCCAUCUGACAGCCUGCAAUUUCGCGCAUUGUCCGCCUCCGCCCCUCCCCCAUCUAUGCUGCCCCCCCCCGAGUAAGCCGCUCAGCCGUGCGCCUGGAUUCAUCCGGCCACGACGACCGCCCGCCCCCCCCCAGCCCCUCUCUCCUCAUUCUUUUCUCUGGUAAACACAAAUCCAGACUUGCAUUCCCCUUUGCGAGGCGACUUUUCUUGACUGUGGGAUGAUUCGGGCGGUUGGAAGGGGAUUUAACGUGAACUACAGGAAGCCAUUAUGGUCGGGGGUGGGCGGGAGUGGGGGGGUAGACGGAGGAGAAACCUUGUUUAUCUAGAACAACAUGAGAAGAGAAACGAUGGAGGUGGAGGAGGGAGGUGUUUCAUGCUUUUUUGGGGGCGGGGGGAGCGUCCCUCUGCAAAAUAAAGGCAUAAUUUUGCAGGAGGGAGGGAUCUGUGGGAGGAGGGCCGAGGGAGGGGCGGCCGAUCUGGUUUUUGCAACAUGAAGAAAUGUUUUCAAAGUGGUUCGAGACUUCCACGCAAUUCCCUCCCUGUGCGCAUGCGCCCCCCGGGCAGCCCCUCCUUGGCAUCAUCUGGCCUCCAUCAUCUGGUGGAGGGAGGGGGCUCAGCUUUCUCUCCUAGCUUUUGAAAACAAAAACCAGCUGAAUGAAGAGAGAGAGAGCGAUGGAAGGGGGCGGGCUGCAAUAAAAGGCAGAGUUAAAAGCUGUGGGGUGGGGGAGGCCAGGUGGAUGCCUGCCUGCCUGCCUGAGAUAAUGCCAUUGCAAUGGAGACACAGCUGAGCUCUGGCCGGGGUGGGCUUUAGCUGCUGGGGGAGCCACUCUCUGGAGAUGCCCCGAAAGAGCCCCUGAGAGAGUUGUGGUUGCCACCAUUUUGUGGAGAAGAGGGAGGCUUGUCUUCUUUCUGGGGCUCACGUUGCAAUUAAGCAAUUAAUUGACUGGGUGAAAUGUAUGAUAGUGUGAUAGGAAUUUUAUGGUCUUAGAUAUAUGGUAAUAUACAUAACCGCACAUACAUAGAUCAGCACAGGAAGGCCAAACCUGGAACCAUUUUGAUCUUUAAAAGAUGUGAGGCCUUGAAAUCAGAAGUGCUGAUUUUCUAAAAUCUGUAUCCUAAUAAUUACCAUAUUUUUCCAUGUAUAAGACACCCCAUGUAUAAGAUGCCCCCUAUUUUGGGGGACUCCAAAUUCAGAAAACACCCCUCAGCACUACCUGUGUGUAAGGCAAGCCCCAAUUUUAAACCAAUUUUUUGGUAAAAAACCCUAGUCUUAUACACGGAAAAAUAUGGUAUGUCUGUGCUGGCUUGCGUGUGGGCAUAAUGCGAAGGAAUAAGUUCCUGGAGGACACAGCUAUCAAUGGCUUCUAGACAUGGUGUCUGUGCUCUGUCUUCCAUGGUCAGAGGCAGUAAUUCUUCUACCAGUUACUGGAAACUGCAGGAGGGGAAAGUGUUCUAGUGGUUGUGUCCUGUUUGCCUGCUUCCCUGAAGUAGUCAACCUGGUUGACUACUUUGAGAAGAGGAUAGUAGACUAGAUGGACCUGAUCCAGCCAGCUCUUCUGGCGUAGACGCAGAACUACUGCACUCUAGCUUCAAUUUACUGGAAUACACAUCUGAGAUUUUUGGGCAUGCUCAGUUGAAAGUGUUAUAAGCCAUUUUGACUCUUUCAGUGACCUCAAAUAUUCCCCUGCAGUUUGAAUGGAAAUGGGAAAAGCCUCCCCAUUGUCUCUGCCCUCACAAAUCCUGCCUUAAGGGCACAUUUGGUUGUGAGUAGGGUGAGCCUGUGACCUGGACCCAGGAAUUAAGUGUUUAUCAUCACAAAAGAAUGUCCAGGUAAAGCCAGGCUGUCCAGGUAAAGCCAUUAACAGGUUUCUUGCCAGACAGGAUUCUGCUGUAGACCGCCCCUUCUGUGAUGUUGAAAUAAAUUUUAAAAAUUAAAAAAUUGUCCAGUAGCACCCUAGAGACCAACUAAGUAUAUAUGGGGGCAGUGGUCUUGAGCUAAAGGUAAAGGGACCCCUGACCAUUAAGUCCAGUUGUGACCGACUCUGGGGUUGCGGCACUCAUCUUUCUUUAUUGGCCAAGGGAGCUGGCGUACAGCUUCUGGGUCAUGUGGCCAGCAUGACUAAGCUGCUUCUGGCGAACCAGAGCAGCACAUGGAAACACCGUUUACCUUCCCGCCAUUGCUGUACCUAUUUAUCUACUUGCACUUUGACGUGCUUUCGAACUGCUAGGUUGGCAGAAGCAGGGACUGAGCAACAGGAGCUCACCCUGUCACGGGGAUUCGAACUGCCAACCUUCUGAUCAGCAAGUCCUAGGCUCUGUGGUUUAACCCACAGCGCCGCCCGCGUCCCACCCGCGUCUUGAGCUACAGGGUGGCAAUUUCAAAAGUCUAUAUAAGGGCUUUCACACCACUGUUCUGGGUUCCUCCUCCCUCCUGUGUGUGGGAGUGAGCACCCUGUUGAAAAAAAAUGGGAAAGCUGACUUGAGGGACAGUACACUAUCUGAGAUGACAGAUGGGGAGAUGAGAAGAUGGACAGGGCCAACCAGCAGUGAUCCAGCUCUGUAUUUCAUUUAUUUAUAUUCCACCUUUCUGCCAUGGAGCUCAAAGGAUCACUUGUGGGGCUCCCAGGAGGUCCCUCACCCAGGCACAAACCUGCCUUAGAUCUGCUUAGCUUCAGCAAGGUUGUUCCAUCACGUGCCUUCAGGCCACAUCCCAAUUUUGGGAAACAGGAAAGAAAAACUUUCAGAGCAGCUCUUAGGAGGAGACAUUAAACACACGACACAAGAGCCCAGAAAGUGUGUUGGAAGCGAGCUUGAGCUGGCAGGGUACAAAAACUGAUUUAAAUCAAGUUUUCUAUUCCUAGUUCCUAGUUCAGACACUUCAUAACCAAAAUGUUAGAUGCUGACUGCUUGAUACAAUCACUAAAACAAGCUGACUUUGAAUUAAAUGAAAUCCUUACACUGCUUAUGGAAAAAAAUAUGGAAUAUAUGAAAACAGUUUUACCAUUUUCGAAACAGAAUGUGAUACAUUGCUUACAGCCAAACUGUAGUCUCCACUUCAGCAGAUAGAUGCGUGAAGCAUAAUCCUCAGGUACAGGAAUAUACACAACUGGAGGGUGGGGGCCAGAGGAAAUGUAAUGCAAAAUGUACUUAAUAGCCAUUCAUUUAUAACUUGCAGGAAUGCAAAAUAAGUACAGUGAUCCUUGACCACAGCUGUGAUACGUGAUAAAAUAAUCACCUUGAGAAUGCAGAGUUAAUUUACGAUUUAGUUGUCUGUCCCCAUAUUCAGCUGAAGAAUACCACUUCAUGUUUCCAAUAAAGUGGACUUUAGUCUCUGAAAGCCUAUGCAUAAUAACAUUUGUGAGUCUUUAAGAACCGGUGCUCUUCAGGUGUCGCUGGACUACAGACCCACUAUCCUUCCUUGACCAUUGACCAUGCUGUCUGAGGCUGAUGGAAGUUGGAGUCCAAACAACAUCUGGAGACCAGCCGCAGAUGUUCCCUGCCCCUGCUUUAAGAUGCUUUGGACUUGUCCACAUUGGAGCAUAAUUUUGCUGUUAAUCUGCUUUCCCCCGUUCUAAUUAGACUGAAGUAGUUCACACCCACAUGCAUUUGGAUUUGUACAUGAGAAGCAACUUCAGUCCACACCAGCAGGUGUUCCCUUCUGUGUUUGUCCUUGCCUUCUAAUUUGUUGACUCUGUUAUGCUAGUUAAGUACUGACAGGGCAUGUGCACAGGUAGCAGACCUGCGUACCUACCCCACCACCACAAGAAGUGUGCAAAAGUAUAUGGUCAGGCAGUUGUAAAUUUGCUUGUGUACUUUUCUUGUUUUGUGCAGAUAAGAAUAAACACACGUACAUACAAAGUCAGGAGCAGGUUAGCAAUGUGUCAGUGAAGUUAACUCUUUACUCAAAGAAAGAGUUACAGUACAGUACAGCAGAAAACAGUACAGGCCUAGUGAUCACAGCAACUCUUCCCAGUAGGUCUUGGCAGGGGCAUAGAAAGGGUGUCCUCACUGAGGGGGGUGACAUUUGGCGUGCCACCUGCCUGCGACUCCCAAGCCUACCCCAAGCUGUUGGAGUAAGGGUGGGAUCUGUACUGCUUUGCCGGUGGCAGUCCUUCCUUCCCCCUUCAUUUUGACAGCUUGGGGGAGGCUUAGGAGUCGCAGGUGGGCGGUGUGCCGAAUGUCCACCAUGGGAGGCUUGCUCCGCCCCCAGCUGCAGGGCGCGCACGCUGCUCCAGGCACCUGAGCGGCUAUCCCGCACCUGGGAGGGCACCUUCUGCGCUGCGCCCCCCUCUGGACCACGCCCACCCUGGGCAUAUGCUCCUCCACUGGGUCUUAACCCUAUGAGGUAAUUGUGAGGUCCUCUUAUUUCCACUGCUCCCUAAGAGUCCUUUUCCUUCGGGUCCUUCCCAAGCAAUCUCAGGCUCCUUCAUCUAGUCUCUCGUUGCUCUGCCUCUUCAUUCCUCUACAUUUUCUGGGAGACCAGGGAGGAGGGGAGUUGGUCACAACAGGAGGGAGAGACUUCCUGGAUUCUUCAGCAGCCUGCCUCACCUCUGUCUCCUGGCCCCCAUUCCUCUCCUGCCUUUGAAUCUGGACUGCUUUUUGCCCCAGCCUCUUCCUGCUCACUAAGCCCCAUUACCUCUUCAGCUUUCAGCGCUUCCUCCUCCCAGUCUUCUCCCUCUGACCACUCAUCAUUGUCCCACCACCAAUCCCCUGGCUCUGAGCUUUUUCCCCCUGGGGAUCCCCUUGGGGGUUUCCAAGUUGGUGCCUCCCUCCAUUCCUCUGCAUCCAGCCAGUCCAUCACAAACAAACAAACAAACAGACAGACAGACAAACAAACAAACAAACAAACAAACAAACAAACAAACAGGCUAAGCUCUCGCCUGGUCUUACUAGCAUGCUGGAAAAGAAAUGAAAGCAAUUAUAUAUAUAUUUUUCAGAUUGCUGCCCAAUAUAUAUAUAGUGUAGAAUUUUUGAAUGUGGUUUGCUUGUACAGUUUUCUGUUUUUGUGCAAAUCUGAGGGAUAAAAAACAACCACCACCCCUCUCUUUAAGAGUACACCACACCGUAAAUAGUUAAAAGUACAGCCAGAAAAGAAAUGAAAGUGUUGUGGGAGUGGUAGGCAUGGAAAAGGGAGCAGCAGAAAAUGACAAUUGAUCCAUCCACCCCAAAACACUGAAGCAAAUCAUCUGCGACCCUGAGUGGAACAGUUUGGAGCAUGAUUUUCUCCAAUUUAUCUGAUUAUCCUCAUAUUGGGUAAACUUGAAUUUACAGCAGGAAAACAUCAAGGUUGGUGUGGUUUGAGGGUAACAUCAUGUCGACUACACAAAUUAAAUGGGAAUUCAAACACACAGUAAAUUGUGGUGCAGACAAGCCCUUUAAUGUUCUUGCUGCAACAGCAAACCCUCUGUAAAUUAUCAGAAUAAUGUCAAUGUACAUCUGCAUAUACUGUCUUGUUUGGCUCCAAUUUGUGCCAUGAUCUAAUUAGAUGGCAAUUAGAUGUUAAAUGCAUAAAACCUGUCUUUUAUUUUGAACAUUGAUUUUUGAGUGAAGAUGAAUACAUCAAGGAAGACAAUUUAUUUAUAGACUCAAAUAUCCAGAACUGCCUAGAAGUAAAGGCUAGAAUUUAUUGGGCUGAGAGUGGGUUUGGUUGGUAGGCAAAGUUAUAAACAUAUAUUUUGAGAAAUGAGAAAAUUGCAGCAAUCAAGAAGCUAAUGGGUAUCAAAUGGAUCUCCUAACUGAGCUCAGACAAUUAUCCUGGUGAGGAUUAUCUUAAUCUACAGGAUAGCAUCUCCUGGAGCUAGGGACCAGAUCCCAGAACUUGCAAUGAUUUGGGAGCUUCUGGUCCACAGUAACGUAAGUUGAACAUUAUUCAUCUUGCAGUGUUCAUAACGCUUGACCUUCAGAGGCUGAGAUGUUUGCUUCUUUCCCCUGGUGCUUUCCUUACCUUGAACAGAAGGUCUUUUGAAUUUCAUAUGCUUGACUGAAAACAGAACCCAUGGCUUCUGCUUUCAGGAAUUCUAAGAGAAUAUGGUAUGCUUUCUUAUGUCCGUUCCCCCAAUCUCAAACCUGGGGACCAGAAUCUCCCACAAUCAUAGAUGCAUCAAAACAAUAACAAAAUAGAGAUGCUUCUCUGCUCCUGUCCCCCAAAGUGAAAAAUGUCACCCACUGCCUGAAAUGGUGAGUGGUCUUACAAUGACUCCAAACUUCACCCUCACCACCAACCACAGUUAAUCACAAACCGGGUGGCACUGAUGGGAUGGGGGAACUGUAAGUGUUAAGACGUUUCCCCUGCCCAUAUCUUUUUGCUGCCUCGGCACCUCUGUCUGCUACAAAAAUUACAACAGAGAAGCCAAAUCAAGGCCUUUUGAAGACGUCUUAACAAACCUAUGGAGAGAUGACAGGGGCUCACAAGCACUUCCUGCAGGAGGGUGUUCCACAAUGUUGGGGCUUUAACUAAAAAGGCCCUGCUGCUUGCAGAGGCAAAUGUGGCUUCUGUGCAUAGUGAAAUCGGAAGCAUCGUUUUUUGUCUGUAGGACUUACCAUGCAAUCCGAUUACUCGGAAGCAAGUCCCCCUGUGUUUAACAGGGCUUGCUCCUUAUAAGUUCAGGAAUGCAGUCGUCAUUCUGGGGAAGUUUGUGUGGUAGGAGGCAGCUAGUGAUGUUCUCCCUGAUAUCUGGAUCCUCAUCCAAGGCUGUUAAUGUCUCAAGUGUCAAAAACAGCCCCUGGAACUGAGCCCAGAAACGAAUGAAUAGCUGGUGCAGCUGCUUUAAAAUAAAAGAGGUGGUUCAACUGGGACCUCCCAUGAAUUGUGAAGUGUUUCAGUUCAGUGUGUCAGCCAGCCAGCCACCCCCCUUUCAAGGAGCUCCAUUCCACUCCCCCACCCCCUGCCUUGGCCCCAAGAGACAUUCUUUGUCCACCACUGACCAUGUUCAGUCCUCACUAUUUGUUGUUGUGGAGGCGGGUUGCUCCUUUGGUCGUUUUUCCUAAAGAUUUUUUUGUACCUCUGUAAUCAUUUGGGGUUUACACCCUUUGGCUAUGGUCCUGUUGGUGCUCAGUAGCUGAGCUUUGCAUGAGAGGGAGAGACAACUACACUGACUCAAGCCUGUCAACAGGCAAGCAGCAACAUUUUGUGCUAGCUGGAGCUUUUGUUUACAAAGGCAGACUCACAUAUUUAGAUAAUCAGGCGGAGGAAAAAACCAUAAUAUUAAGGAACGUCCUCUCUGCUCAAGCAAGCAAGAGAAUCUUCUAGGCUCCAGGGCUGUUGCUAGGCCCUUAAAAGACUUGAGGCACAAGCCUGUGAUUAAAAUCUGCAUGAAAUCUGCAUAUGCUAAUUUGCAUGUCUACAUGUAAAUUAGGUCAGCUUUCAGAGAGCACCCAAUGUAAGCAAGGUCAAAUGAUUUUUAAAGCUUAAAAAGUGGGGUGAGCCCGGCAUGGCUCCCCUUUAUCACACACACAGCCCAACCAGACAAUGACAAAAAUCCACCAACAGCAUAUAAAUCAAUAUGGCUAACCUGAUCCAAAACACUCACCCACCCCACUCACACAUGAAAACAAAGACCACCACAGCCAACCACAAAUGAACAACCACACCCUAGGCCAACCCCAACCUCUCUCACUGCCAAAGGAAUACAAGUGAACAGUAAAGAACCUACACAAGCAACGCUGACACAAAACCUCACAUAUAUUAAGUAAAAUAGAAACAUCGUUACCCGACCCCCCCAUCCUCCCCCCCACCUCUUUCCCCCUUUUCUUCCUAAUGUCUCAACAAAUGAAACUGAUUUGUAAAAAAUGUUACAUGGGGGGGGGGACCGAGAGAGAGACAUUGCACAUACUUUUGUAAAUCAAGAAAAUAUUUAAUAAAAAUACAUUUUUUAAAAAGUAGGGUGAGGAUGGGGUAGGAGAUCUGUGGAAUGGUGCAAAAGACCCAGGGCUCCACCCACCCUCCGAUGAAGGGCCACCCGUUUAAGAAUACUCCUGUGUGCUUUCUUCCGAGGUUGUUUUCCCCACAAAGGCAGCUAAGCCUUGCAAAAGUCACAUCUAAGAUACUUAGUGGUGGGUAAUGGGCCAAGCUAUGCUUUUGGGGGCCUGCCACAUUCUGUCUUGCGAUGUCCACUUCAGUCUGAUGAGCUGAACCCCCUCCAUGACCAGGAGAAGCAUCUCCAAAUGGACCUGGCAAUUGUUCCAGGAUAGGUUAGGACAUGAUCCCUUAGGCUAGUGGGAGGGAAGGAGGCGUGGGUGGCCUGUCCCAUCUCACCACCUGAGGCAAAAUGAGAUGGUGCCUCCUGAUUUUGCGGGACUCUUGAAGCUACCACAGCUGCUACUCUUCGCUUCUCCAGAGAUGGUGGGAGGUUGCUCCCACGGAGGUGCCCCUUGGAUUCUACCACCUGAGGCAGCAGCCUCAGUCUGUCUCAUGGACAGGCUGAUCCUGGGAGGAGGAGCCUGAGGGUCUUGACAGGUGGGAACAGGGGGCUUUCUACAGCCUUCAAGCCUGUCAAGUCAAAACUGGGAUGGCAAAAUGCUCCCUAAAAGCCAGCAUCCAAUAUUUUAGAGCCAAUCCUUCUGUGCAGAACAGACAAUAAACCAGCACUGAUGUUUCUGGUGGUGCCUGUGACUUUUCCACUCUGAAUUAUCAUCCAAGGUGUUUUGUUCUUAUUUCUUCCUUGUGGCACUAAAAAAAGGUAAAAAAGGUAAAGGACCCCUGGACGGUUAAGUCCAGUGAAAGGCGACUAUGGGGUUGUGGCGCUCAUCUCGCUUUCAGGCUGAGGGAACCGGCGUUUGUCCACAGACAGCUUUCCAGGUCAUGUGGCCAGCAUGACUAAACCGCUUCUGGUGCAAUGGAACACGGUGACGGAAAUCAGAGUGCACGGAAAUGCAGUUUACCUUCCUGCCACAGUGGUACCUCUUUAUCUACUUGCAUUGGCGUGCUUUCGAAUUGCCAGGUUGGCAGGAGCUGGGACAGAGCAACAGGAGCUCACUCCGCUGCAGGGAUUCGAACCACCAACCUUCCAAUCAGCAAGCCCAAGAGGCUCAGUGGUUUAGACCACAGCACCACCCACACCUUAUUGCAAACCACUGCUGCUCCUUUUCUUUAUGGCAUUUGCACUGGUGGUUGGGGUGUCGUGCUUUCCCCCACCCCACUGCUCCUGCAGCCAGGCUUGACCACAAGCCAAGGGGUCUCUUUCUCUCUCUUUCUCACUCCACCUGCCAGGAACGCAUUCAUGUGGCGGGAAGCACUUGUCAGGCACAGUGCAGGCCGGGUUCAGAAUCUCUGGAGCAGAAGACUGAAAAAACCUCCCUCACACUAGAAGCCUGAUUGAUGUUGAAGCAAAGUGACAUCCCUGCCUGUGUUCACACAUGCACCCCCCUUUCCCCCUUGAGGCAGCUGAGCUGUGCAGGCAAGACUCAAGGGCAGUACCAUGAUUUUAACCAGGUUUGAUCUUUGGUAGAUGCCUCCAGGCCCCUUAACAAGAACAGGAAGCUGUGAUGUUAGCAGGGGCUGGGUGGCUUCGGGAAGACGAUGGGCAACAUUGACAUUCUCUCCUUUGCUGAGCUGCAGAGAUGAAUUUCCACUCUUCUUAGGGUGCAGAAAAUGCAGGGUUUGGGCUCUGCCUGUUUUAAGGGGCGGAUGAAGAAAAGGGUGCAAUGUGCUUGAGGCAGAGAAACUCUUCUCUAAAGGGGUUGGUUUGGGGGAGAUCUGUGACUGAUGAACUGCCAAGAGUCUGUCUGUUCCUUGGGGAUGGGUGUUGGAGUUUGUAUUUGGGGAAAGCUGGCCCCUUGCCACCUGGAUGCUUCUUUUUAACCAGGGUUCACAUCAUCUGUGAACAGAGAGCUGGCCUCCAUUUUUGCCUUGCCUUCUUCUACACCCUGAAAAAUCAGAUAGGAAGGAAAAGUGACGCCUACAGCCAAUGAGUCAACAACAAAUCCUGAAGUUGGGUGGUCCAGAUUGGUUUAGGAGGGAGGAGGGGAGGCAGGCAGGCAAACUGAGAGUGGGGGCGGGGAGUGUAUCUGUGUGACUAGGCAGCAGAACUUGCCAAAACCAUCAUGAAAAGCUACAGACUGAGGUGCAGGAUUGGCUUUGCUGCCUCAGCUGUGCACCGGGGAUAACUUAAAAGCAAAAGGGAAAGGUGAAUGUUUAUGCAGUCCUAAAAGUCCAUUUUCUGAUGCACGUUUUAAAGAAGAAUGAGAUGAGAUGAAUGUCCUCAUUUAUCUGAUAAAAUCCCUCCCUUCCGAUUAAAAUCCAACGCUAGGUAUGUUGCCCUCUAGCCUGGUGGGCGGAUUUUGUGUGUGGCUGAAAUAUAUGAUUAUAGCCGAGUAAACAGAAUGAAGAGCCCAUUUUCAAAGGAUGGAGUCCAUGGUGUUCUGACUGAGCUGCCCUGCACUCUCAAAAGGACUGAGGCUGCUAUUUACACUCACCUUUAUGCUGAGGUCCCUGAAUGGGAGCAGGUGCUCACCUUGGACUCAGGUGUGUGCACUUGUGUAUGUGCAGUAUUGGUGUGUAGCAGUCAUGCAUGGUCAAGUGUGGGGGUGGGCAACCUCAGACCUUGUGCAAUGCCAUAAGGCAGACUGAAGGGACUUCCUCAGUUGGGGAUUUUGGAGGGUGGCCCCCAGCUGUUCCCCUUUCAUCUCCCCAUCACCACCACCAUUCUGGUCUGUUGCCACAUGGCCUACCUGGCCUCCCUUUUUCAGCCUUUUGUGAGGGUGAGGAGCAGUGGAGGACGACACCCCUUCACUAAUUACCAGUCCAGAUGGCUUCUUGACCAGGGAAAGACGUCAUCUUGUUUUGGGCUGGCCCUGUGUGUUCUUCAGUUCCCCACCCACCUUGGCCUCCUCUCUCUUGGUGUGAGUAACCCAGCAGUGCAGCUUCCAGUGCUGCUCACCAGUAGAUGCUUAUCAAAGGUCUUUGCUUUACUGCUUUGGUGCAUUUUUGCAAACUUUCGCUGAGUUUUUGCUUUGUGGUUGAGCAAGCAGCUGCCUGAUUAGCACAUGAAAUCCAUGCUCGGGUACUAAAGCGUGCAUGGAUAUAUUUGCAUAUGUAAAUUCCCUAAAUGUGAAAAGCCUGUGUUAAGUUUUGUAUUCCAUUAAUCUCUUUCUUCGCAUGAAUGAUGGAGCUAUUGGUCAGCAAAACAAAAGCAUCCCAAAUAUUUCUCCAGCUGGAUUACAUGCAUCAGCUGCAGGAGGAGGCGGCAGCGGCAGCAGCCAUACUGUUGUCUUUGCUUGCUGUGUGCCAGAUCCUGCCAUGGGGCUGGGGUGGCAUGUGGAGGCUGGCAGUCCUUUCCUUGACAUCUGUGGCUGGCACAACAAAGCCGUGGCUGGUGCCCCACCCCAACCCUCUUCUCUACUGCAGGAGGGUCCUUGCAUGUGGGAGAGGAAAUGGCUUAUGUGGAAGGCUGCCCUUUCUGUAGCACGCUGGGUGGAGGAAGCUGGAAGCAAGUCCCUUGGCAUGGGGAACUUUCUGAGACACACCAGCAAGAAGCUUGGUUUUGCCUGGCUGAUCAUUACUUGAGGGGAAGAUUUCCUCAAUGACGAGCUUUGCCAUGGGGUCCUCUUGGUCAGAGGAAGGCUAUCAGUGACUUCUAGUCAUGAGGGUUCUAUACUGUCUCCAUCUACUGGUCAGGAUCCCACAGUCCCCCUCCAUCUCCAUCCUGGAGAGGAAUCCUAGGAGAGGACUCGUGGAUUUCAUGGUUAAUUUUUAAGAAGAGGAGAGGCCCAGUUCAUGCUGAGGACUGCAGCUGAGCAGGCAACACUGAACAGGCAGAGUAUCUAUCUCACUCUCUGAUCUUGCUCAAAGGCCGCUUUAUGUCUGGCCAUUAGGAGGAGGGAGAAAUCACAAAAGAAAACGGCUUGUUGCAUGAUAGAUCUGCUAAAUGAUGCAUUAGUCCCCAGAGUGACUGCUGUCCUCAAGGCAGAGACUACUGGAUGGACAAUUUAGACAGCAGAAUAAUAGCAGUAGGAACAGAGCACACUUGACUCACUGGGUAGUUCUCAUUGUGGCUUGAUCUUGGCUCUUGCCAUUUAUGAGGUUACCCAAGGGACUUCCACAGGAAAGUUGGAUGCUUUAAAAAAAAUCCCUGAUCCUUUUCAUGGGUGACUUAUUGCACAGGAUUCCCUUGGCACACUUGACUUAUCUCGGGGAUCAGGGAUGAUGGAGAAGUUCUUGUCUUGCCGCAGAAAGGGCUGAGUGGAGCAUGAGAACCAGACUCUGGUGUGGAGCCUUCUAGACUGGGCUCUGCUCAGCCUUGAAGCCAAGAACAGCUCUCUGCUCCCCAUGCUGAGGGAAGGUCUCUCCAGGUGCAGCAGCAGAAAGCAGACUCCCAAAAGAACAUGCCCAUAUUGCAGAGAGGCGGUCCUUGGGGCUCCUCUUGCUGUGCAGAAUGAAACCCCGCUCACCAGCACUGGCAAGGACACCUGUGUUAUUACCAUCCCCGGCGCAGGCUGCCAUGCAAUGCAGCUGGUGGCAAGCUCUGGCUCAGGGACAUGUUUACAAAGGGAACAGAUUCCAGCCACUUGCCCAGUUCAGUGGCUGCCCUUCAAGGUACAGCAGGCAGACCCAAAUCUGGCGUUGCAGCAUUUGGACAGGUGGCAUCCAGCUGGCAGCCCCUGCUGAAGUGUUAGGCUUUGCUAGGAGGUGUAUCCACAGCUCUCUCUGCCUCCUUCCCACCCAUUUUACAGCUUCCAGUGGUCACUUGCUGAGAUGCUGUGCCUGGGUGUGGAAAAACACACACCCCAUACCUGGAAAGGGCUGCCCUGAAUCAUUUUAUACAAUUUAAACACGAUUUGUAUUUUAUCUUUACAAUCUUCCAUAAAUUGUUAUCGUUCUAUGUUUCACGUUGAUGAAACGGAUCACAACAACAGCAAACAAAACAGUAAAGUCAUUCUAGAGCAGGGGUCGGCAAACUUUUUCUGCAGAGAGCCAGUCCACUUUCCCUCAGACCUUGUGGGGGGCGGACUAUAUUUUGGAAGGAAAAAAAAAUGAACGAAUUCCUAUGCCCCACAAAUAACCCAGAGAUGCAUUUUAAAUAAAAGCACACAUUCUACUCAUGUAAAAACACCAGGCAGGCCCACAAAUAACCCAGAGAUGCAUUUUAAAUAAAAGCACACAUUCUACUCAUGUAAAAACACCAGGCAGGCCCCACAAAUAACCCAGAAAUGCAUUUUAAAUAAAAGGACACAUUCUACUCAUGUAAAAACACACUGAUUCCUGGACCGUCCGUGGGCAGGAUUUAGAAGGCAAUUGAGCCGGAUCCGGCCCCCAGGCCUUAGUUUGCCUACCCGUGUUCUAGAGGGUCUUUACAACAAUAAACCUAUAGGGAACCACUUAGUUAAAACAAUACUGCAUUAAUAAAUUCAUAUUUUUCCCCACCUAAUUUUAAUCAUUUUCAGUUCUAUAUUACUUCUAAGACAGCCUUCCCAAUAUUUCAUUAUUACACAACAGUAUUCAAUGUGUACCGAGCAUCCAAUAAGAUUUCUUACAUGAUUGCCAUUCUAUUGCACAACUUCUUGUAAUAUGAUAUUGUCUGCAUUAAUAUUCUCGGUGGUUGUUGAGAGGUCUGAUCACAGGUGAACCUAGCUGUCUUGUCUAGCAUGUCCCAAAGCAACAGCCACCACUGCCACAUCCUCUGGUGACAAAUGCAUCAAAUCCUUUCAGGGGCUAUCUUUCAUGUGCUUGUUACAUGUAUCCCUGAGGGCAACUGGUUUGCUCCUCUGUGGCCCUGACUGUGACUCUCAAUGCAAGAGGAGGCUUGGGGAAGGCUUGGGACGGGGCAGCAGAGUCAGUGGUCAGGCAGAAGGACCCUCUACGCCCCAGGCAUCCCAGUGCCAGUUCUGUAGCUGUGGAGGGAGGGAGGUUGCUGGUUGGGCCUUGGAUGCUACAUCCAUGGCUUUUGAGGCUAAGCUCAGUGGCUCUGUCCAGCGCCCAGGAAGAGGUUCAUAGGUGGGGGCCUGCUUCUUCUUUGCCUGUAGCCCUUUCUGCUCUGGGGUGGAGUAUUGGUAAGCUAGGCAGGAUGUGUGCUGCAGGUCAUGAAAUGAAGUCCUCUAUGGACUCCUUACCUGCCCAGCAAAGGAAGCACCACAUUGCCGAAGAGAAACGUCACACGGGCUCACGGUGCAUUGUGAUUAUCAUUCUUAUUUAUUUAUAUAUAUCCAUGCAGCUUAAUUACCAAGGUGGAUUCUACAUUCAAGGUGGCAAGAAGGGAAUGCUGUGUACGCUCAGAGGCACACUGCCUCUCAGCUGCAGACCUGGCAUGAAAUGCUGAUGUGUGUGUGUGUGUGUGUGUGUGUGUGUGUGUGUGUGUUAAUGUUGCGGCUGGGCAAUGUGUUCCAGCUGCAUUAUAUUUUUGUGGUGACAUUUGGGGGUAGACCAGAGAUUCUUUCACAGCUUUCCUCCCAGCAAAAACAGCAGAUGGUGCUUUUGGUAUUUUUUGCCAACACCAUGACAGAGAGGGAAAGGGGUUGAAGUCCUGGUCCCGACUGUAGCCCUCCUUAUCCCUGGUGAUAAAAGAACUACAGUCAUACUUUGGGAGUUGAAUGGAAUCUUUUCUGGAAGUCCAUUCGACUUCCAAAACAUUCGAAAACCAAAGUGCGACUUCUGAUUGAUUGUGGAAGCCCCAUUGGACAUUCGGGUUCCAAAGAAUGUUUGCAAACUGGAACUCUCACUUCUGGGUUUGCAUUAUUCAGGAGCCAAAAUGUCCGAGUACUGUAUCAAGGUGUUUGGGAUCCAAGGUACAACUGUAUUAUUUUUUAAAACAACAACAACAACCCCACAGACACGUUAAAAGUAGUUUGGCCCUGAGUAAUCUGCAGGAUGGGGACGCGGGUGGCGCUGUGGGUUAAACCACAGAGCCUAGGACCUGCCGAUCAGAAGGUCAGAGGUUCGAAUCCCCGCGAUAGGGUGAGCUCCCGUUGCUCGGUCCCUGCUGCUGCCAACCUAGCAGUUCGAAAGCACAUCAAAGUGCAAGUAGAUAAAUAGGUACUGCUCCAGCGGGAAGGUAAACGGCGUUUCUGUGUGCUGCUCUGGUUUGCCAGAAGCGGCUUAGUCAUGCUGGCCACAUGACCCGGAAGUUGUACGCCGGCUCCCUCGGCCAAUAAAGUGAGAUGAGCGCUGCAACCCCAGAGUCGUCCGUGACUGGACCUAAUGGUCAGGGGUCCCUUUACCUUUACCUUAAUCUGCAGGAUGGAACACAAGAUUUGGCAACCUGAAGGGCACUUGAGAGAACUAUACACCCUUUGAGUGCCAGCACUACAAGGUAUGAGUUUGCUGGGUGCUUUCUGACCUGUGAAGAAAGACUCCAUUGACUGAUGGCUCUGGUGCUUCUGUUAACCUUAGCCAUAAGUUACCAAGGCAGCAAAUGGGGCUCCGUUUACAGACAGGGACAGCAUCUAUCCUCCAUACAAUAAAGGGCAAUCCCAUAUUCAGGACAACUUCCCAGGAUCAGCACCAGGGUUAAAUUUUGUUGCACAGAGUUGAGCCUGGGUUACAGAUGAGGGAGAAAUUGAUCCAGAACCUCAUAGGUAAAUCUCCCUUCCCAUUGGUGCACCAGCUGUGACCCUAUCUAGAACUGUUGGGCUUUGUCACCUUUAUUCAUGCAUUAGUGACUUCCAGCCUAGACUAUUGCAAUACACUUUAUCUGAGGCUGUCUUUGAAUAUGGUUCAGAAACCAAAACUGGUACAGGAUGCAGUUUGGGUGGGACAUAUGGGACAUAUGAUGCCUAUAUUGCACCAGUUAUCAGGCCACCAGUAUGUUUCCUGUUGGGUGGAUUUUAGAGGAUAGGAGAGGAUAUUUAAUUGCUUAUUUAUCAUCCUGCUUUUCACUUCUGCAAGAAUGCAAGUAAAAAAUCACCAUCCAUGUGCAGCUUAUCUUUAGAAGCUUCGGAGGCAAGGUUGUGCAACCUUCUAAAAAGAAUUGUUAUGUUAUCCCUGGGGUGCUUUGGCAGAUUUGGACCAUCUCCCAUCUGAGUUCCCUCUUCACAAAGAAAUCGCUUUCAGGCCUGUUUUAGGCAAAGAAGAAAAUAUAAAGUUUACUCAAGCCAAAAGACGUGCCAGAUAGAUACAGUGAUGAAAAUCAGGCAGGCAAUUAAUAAUAAUUAAAAGUUACAAGAGCCCAUUGUUCAGCUCAAAAAUGGUGUGUGUUCUUUGGAGAGAGCUUGCUGGCAACCUAUCCCAUUGUAGGUAAGAAGAAGAUUGUGUGCAGUGAGAGGAAGAAGAAUAUUAAGUUUUCUAUUGUUCCCCUCCCACCACAAAGGGGUUAUGUGACAUCAUACCCCCCUGUUUGUGACUCUCUAGCAAUUACACAGUUGUGGUCUUGGCUGCACAUUUCCCCACAUUCCUGGCCCAUUUCAAGACAUUUAGAGCCCUAAAUGUUUGGGUUCAGAUGGUUUUGGGGACUGCUCCCACCAAUGCAAUGCAGCCUGUACUUUUAAGAUCUGUUUUGGACGACCUGUUGAGAUGCUCACCUAUGAACACAAUUAGAUUGGCAGACACACAGAAUGGAGCCCUUUUGGCAAUGCCUCCCGCACCAAAUUAUGGAUUGUCAGCCUGUGACAAGGCAAGCCUAUUUGCUUGUUGGUUUUAAACAGGCUUUAAAAGCUCACUUUUUGUGCUGUUGUUCUGCUACUCUGUAUAUUUUAAGUGAUAUUUUAAGAGUUUAGCUUUAAAGGGCUUUGAGCCACUGACCUUCAAGCCCACUUGGAGGGUGACAUGUGCUGCUCUUGGGCAGUGAGUGGGCAGCUGCUCUGGAAAAGAUGGGAGGCAACUGCCAAGGGAAUUUGGUAGAGAUCUUCCCACUGUGGGGGAUGUCACAGGAUUCCUUGUCCAACACAAAAUGGGCCCAAUGAGUUGCAACAGGGUUGUGUGGGAAUGUUGUGGAUAACAGGAGAGGAUACAUUGAUUAAUAUAAUCCUUCCUAACUCGCGCUAGCAAGUUUCUUUAUAUAGCAGAGUGCAUUCCCCCCUUUACACAGCAAGAAGCUGGUUGCAGACUCAUGUGAGUCUCUUAAGACAGAAAGCAAUUCAAUCUGGCUUGCCCAGAUUGGAUAUGUUCCUGGUAAGAUCCCUUGAAUCCCUCCUAAAAGAAUAAAGACACAACAGUCUUAUUCAUAAGUAACAAAAAGAAGUUUUACUCAUGAUCAGGCAGAGCACAGGGUGAUCCCUGAAGGCAGGCUUUAGGCUUAAAGUUACAAAUAUGUACAAACAGGUUUACCCCAUAUGGGAGAUAACCUAGGGACUGCUGGCUGACAGUCAGCAGUACAGGCCAGGUGAAUCAGGAAGUACGCAGGAUGAAAAAGAAAGGAGGUGGCUACAUGACUUGGUCUUUUACUAGGUCUGGAAAGGUCCAGUGGUGGAGCAACAUGCUGCAGCCCCCGGAGCAGAGAACAGGAAGGGGUGUGGCUGGCGUAUGUCCUGGGGGCGUGGUGUGUUGCCUGCGGGGGCGUGGCACACAUCCCGGGGUUGUGCGUCCUGGAGGGGUGGCUGCAAUGGCACCCAUUCCCCCAUGGUACCCAAUGGAAAGGUCACGCCCACCUACUAGUCACAUGCAAAAGGAAGGAUGCUCCAGCCAGGUGUAACAGGAAGUUCAACAGGCUGGACCAACAUUCCCAAUGCAUGUUCACUCUAGGCAAACAGGAAAUGUUGUACUUGACUGCUCCAAAGGAUUACAUCCCACAGGUUGGAGGGUGGGCUGACUUGCUGCAGUGCUAACUGUCCUGUUGCCACACAUCUCCCAUUGGCCCUUCUUUGGUCUGACCGCCUGCUCCCCCUUUCUGCUUUCUCUCUUCCUCCUCAGCAGCCAUGGAAACGGGGCUGAUCUUUCUCUGCUCUCUGCUGGUUCCAGUGAUGCUGGUGGAUGGUAGGUAGCAGUCUUGGGUGGGUGGGGAGAACGGGUCUCAUGAAAACAGCUGCCCCAACCCACUGCUCUCUGCCUGAGGUUGCUGCCAGUGCCAUCCCUGGAGAGGCAGGAGCCACCUGAUGAGAACAGAGCAAGGCACUCGGGAGAGGUCUUUGCUUCUUGAGCCUUUAGGAGCACACACAGGUUCAUUCUGCCAUUGUUUCUCUGUGUGAUGAAAGCGUUGAGGUGAAGCAUUAUCUCCUCGGGUGACUUGGGUAUUUGUACUAUUGAAUUAAUUUUCGUGGGUAUGUAAUCAGGCUUUCAAAGCUAAAACACCUGCAAAGCAUUCACUUACAGAAAUAAAUCCUCUUGAUAUCUCUCCCGCUCCAUUGGCUACUCCCUAAGCCCCAGGUAGCAAAUGCCCCAGUUUCUCUGCCCAGAAACAUGCACACACACAUAUUAGGGGAAAUGGAUUCUCAUGUAUUUUGCUGUGGAGGGAUUCAUAUUCACGGGGCUCUUCUGUUUUUUAUUUCCAGUGACUGAUCAAGAGAAGGAAAAAGACCCCUUUAACUAUGGUGAGCAUCUUUAAGCACCCUUUCCUGUGCUGUGUGUUUCUGGGCAUUGCGGCCUGUUUGCAAACACAGCAGUGGGUGGCAUCUUCCUUUUCUCUCUCCCUCCAGACUACCAGACCCUUCGGAUCGGUGGCUUGGUUUUCGCUGUGGUCUUCUUCACUGUGGGGAUCCUCCUUAUACUGAGUGAGUCUGCAAAUUUCUCUGCGGCCCUCCCGUUUGGUAGAGUGAGGCAGCCUCCUCAGGCGGCAGAGUGAAAGGCGUCAUAAAAAGGCAACAAGCCGUCAGCUUAUUAAUGGGCUAUUGCUGCAUAUUGUGUAAUCUCAAGGAGGGGAAGGCAGACCUCUGGGAUUUUCUACCUCUGGUGCCAAAAUCAUUUGGCCACCCUUGACUGCUGUGUGAUUUGGUUUGUGGGCGCCAAAUCUACUGCACCUCAAGCAGCAAAAUGGCUUGGCCUGAACAGCGCCGCCUAAAUUUGCUGUGAGGGACAGGGCUGCUCUGAAUAUGAAAAGUUGCUGUCAGUCUAAAACACUGGCCCAAAGCCCAAGAUGUGUGGUGACAUAUGUGGAGGACACUGAGGCCCCACCUGGGGGGGGGGCACCUCUUCCCUCUCCCCUCCUCCCAUGCAGUACCUUCAGUUCCUCUACUGCAGCCUAAAUGAAACCUGCCUACUCCGGAGGCAGUUUCAGAGCCUUGCAUCCCAGCUGUGGCUCUCUUCUUCUCCCUCUUCUCUGUUGGGUAGCAAGAACGGGAGAGGAGUGGUUUGGUUCCUGCUCCUGCAGACAGAGGAUGAGCUGUUGCUCAGCUAAUGAGCUCCGAAUGUUCUCACCAGUUUCCAGAGACCUAAGAAUUCCUUAGACACACCACCAUGGGAUGAAGUGGGCUGCAGCAGCAGCACGGAGAUAGCCUGCCACUGAGGAGGGCUCUGGUGGGAACUAUGCCCAAUGAUGCUUUGGAGGGACAUCUGCCCAAUUUCCAGAGGCAACCCUUUGUUGUGGUUCUGGUUCCACAUUCAUGGCAUGCUCUUUCUUUUCCCAGGCAGAAGAUGUAGGUGCAGUUUCAACCAAAAGCCAAGGUAUGUGGCAGCAUGGGGGAUCUCAGGUUCCAUCUGGGUGACACCUCUCUCCUCAGCCCCUUCCCCACCCCCAUCCAUUCAUUACUCCUAUGAAACUUGAAAUACCAUGACAUCCUAUUCCAGGGAGCAAGGGCCACAGUGGCUGCAACCUUCUAGUUGGAUUCCUCCAGCUUAGAUCCAAGUGUGUGUUUUUUGACUGAAAUAAAAGCAGCCUUGGAAGGAGCAGCUGAAAGAAGAAGUUUUGAUCUCUCUGUUCAAAAUUCCAGACACACCAACUUAUCUUCCUUUUCCACCUCAGCCUGCAAGUCUGUUUUUCUUGCAUGGGCAACUAUGGGCCAGCAUGUCACAUCCAGUUUAGACCCAGGGAGCAAAGUUAAAAGCAUCCUUGUACUUUCCCUUAAGAUAUUUGGGGAAGAAACCAUAACUCAGUGUUCAAGCAUCUGUGUUGCAUGCAGAAAGUCUGUGGUUCAUUUCCAGGCAGCAUUUCCAGGUGGGGCUAGAAGAUGAGAUAAGCCCUUGCCUGAAAUCUUGGACAGCUGCUGCCAGUUAGUGUAGCCAACACCAUGCUUGGGAGACCAGAGAGCCAGUGUGGUGUAGUGGUUAAGAGCAGUGGACUCGUAAUCUGGUGAACCGGGUUCGAUUCUCUGCUCCUCCACAUGCAGCUGCUGGGUGCCCUUGGGCCAGUCACACUUCUUUGAAGUCACUCAGCCUCACUCACCUCACAGAGUGUUUGUUGUGGGGGAGGAAGGGAAAGGAGAAUGUUAGCUGCUUUGAGACUCCUUAGGGUAGUGAUAAAGUGGGAUAUCAAAUCCAAAUCCAAAAUCCAAAUCCAAACCAAUGGCCUGACUCUGUAUAAAGGUAGCUUCAGGUGUCUCUGUAGGAGUUGCCUUGACAGCUGAUGGCCUUGAGAUUCAGGCAGAUGGGAAGUGUCCCUCUUAGGUGUCUUUAAAUUGUAAAUGUACUGUAAUUAUAGAUUCCCAAGAUGGAAAAAUACAUGAGAACAGUCUUUACAGAACUGUGGCCAGAAACACCAGCCAUUCACGGGCCCCUGCCUGCUCCCCUAAUCCCAGCUGGGGCAAGAGGCAAUUUGACCAUUUCACUGCACUCUCUGUCUUUCUUUGCAGGGCUCCUGGAGAUGAGGAGGCACAGGGGGAGAAUUUGAUUGCCUCAAAUGGUAAGGGCUUUUCAUACUUGCUGUGCAGAAGCUUCCUGAGGGUCCCUCCUCCUUCUGUGUGGGGAAGAGCCUCCUGGCACCUGACCAAGGGUGCUUUUGAAGGAGUGCUUCAGAUACGCUCUGAAUUCCUGACUCUGCCUGCAGUCUGUGUGCUCAAAUGUUUCUUUUGUGCGUAGAAGUCUUGGCUUCAAGAGGAAGCAGCCAGGAUGCUUUGUGCGACAGCAGUGCUGGUUUGCAGAAGCAGACAGACCACUUUAACUGCAUGGCCAAUUUUCUAGGAACUCUUGGUUGAAUGGGAAAUAGUUUCUCCCUGCUUGGCGUUUGGGAUGUCUUCAAAAACUCUCGUGUCCCUUUUGUCUGGCAGUGGGAGGUGCCAGACCAAAAGGAGUGGGUGGUCAGAUAUUGUGUUCCCCCACAGCAGCUUACUUGAGUGCUCCUUACAAGGAGAAAAUGUACAUGGAGGAGUCAGGGACAUUUUUCAGAUGGUCUUUUUUCUUUUCUUUUCUGCAGCAACAGGAGCACAAAAAGCAGAGAACUGA